Molecule: messenger RNA, 1011 nt
Organism: Aspergillus pseudonomiae
Lineage: Eukaryota; Fungi; Ascomycota; Eurotiomycetes; Eurotiales; Aspergillaceae
Exons: 1
Coding region: 266-904 (212 amino acids)
Source: RefSeq, a predicted model, not a curated record
UAUUUUAACAAUAAAACUUGUCCUGAUUCAUCGAUUACGUUUCAAGCAGAAACAGUAAAUAAACUCAUCGCACGAGUCAGCGACACUCCUCGGAGGAGAUACGAGGGACCCCCAAAGCUUUACAGGACCACUCUCAACAACAACGGGGAGGGAUUCUUCAAUAGGCUCUUUCAUCCUAUCUGCAGUCAAUCUACCUGCCUGAACCAGUAAAUUUGGGACUUUUAUCCUUUUCAACCAUUCCGAUCAGGGAGAAUGGGGAUCGGAUAUGCGGCGAAACAAGGUCUCCCAGCAUGAUAUCAACUGUGGAUACGCUGAUAAAAAGUCUGUACCUUACAGUGAACUCAGAUCACGGAGACUUUCUCAAUGUGCUGAGAGAGGAAGGACCCUCGAGGGGACUCUCAACCAGUGCACGGGUCAGAAAAGGGUGCCAACCAAGGUUGAAACCGUCUGUCAGCGGUGGCCAGAGCUCCCGGUCUUCUCUGUCUCCCCGACGAGGUGGGCGGAAAACCAUGGGUCCGAUCAGCGCGAUCACAUAAUCUGGUACCCUAGAGCUCAGUGUGCAAACGUCACCUUCCCGCCAAGAGUGACACCUCUGGGUUCCAGUGCAGAUGCUCUUUCUUUGUCUUGGAAAGAGGAGACCAACACCCCAUUCUGGUUGGCGGACUCCUCUUCCCUGAGUGGAGUCUCCCGCAUGCAUCUGAUAGACCUGGUCGAUAGCAGAGAGCGGAUACAUGCUAAAGAAUCCCUCCUUUGCUCUUGGAUCCGCUCGACGGGUAGAAAAGCAGGAUACUGUGUACAGCCGAUGGGUAGAUCAGAUGGAGGGGGAGUAGUAUGUAUGAAUGUAUGUACGGUACGGGGGCAUACAAACCGUCGUAUCCGAUUGAUCCGUACUUCAACAACCUGACUCAUGUCUGCCAGGACCAAGACGAGUGGAAUUGGGGUUGAGAAAAAUUAAGAAAAUCGGGAAGGGAAAAGAUUCAAAAUAAACAUAGGAAUCAAAAGAGAGAAAAA